AUGACACUUGCCGAAGCGUAUCGUUCCUGUUGGUUAAUAGCAACAUUUGGAUUGGUUCUAUUUAUUGGUGGUGCCGGUGUACUUUUUUGGAAUGAGGGACGAGCCGUACAUACAAUAAUGUCAUUAGACGAAGCUUUGGAUGAUGCAGUAACCCUCGAAGCUGGUGCCGACGAAAUUGAACCAAUCUAUAAUGAUCGAAUUGUACAUAUCACUGGACCCAUAAUUGUUGGAGAACCAUUAACCGAACCGGAUUAUAAUAUACAAGUGCUGGCUGUAAAACUUAAACGAAGAGUUCAGAUGUAUCAGUGGGUUGAGGAGACGGUAGAACACAAUUAUGGAGAAAGUGUGGCCUCGGUACAUACGGAAGACCGCACUUAUUAUUAUACAAGAGAUUGGCGUGAUCAUGUUGUCGAUUCACGUUCAUUUUAUAUACAAACUGGACAUCAAAAUCCCCGACAAUUUCCCAUAGAAUCGGCCACACAAACAGCUGAUGCCGUUUAUAUUGGUCGUUUUGAGUUGGGUGCCGAUAUUAAAAAUAAAUUCAAUAAUUAUGUUGAAUUGACAUCAGAUACGAGGCCGGAGGAUCCGUCAAUUAAAUUGCAUUUGGGUUUAUAUUAUCAUACGAAUGAUAUUUUUAAUCCUGAAAUAGGUGAUAUACGAAUAUUAUUUUCCUUUGCCGGCAUGGAAGGUGAAAUGUACACCAUUGUUGGGAAACUUGUCAAGAACAAAAUCGAACCAUAUGUAACCAGUCAAGGUGUUAAAAUUUUACUUGUCUACCCGGGUGAACAUUCAUUGACUGAGGUGUUUAAGAAGGAACAUCAUGCUCAACGCUUAACCACAUGGGGCUUCCGUUUUAUGGGUUGGGUUCUGGUAUUUUUCGGUGUAACAUGUACAUCGACUUUAUUACAUCUAAUAUUGUCACGUAUUCAGUUUCUCUCGGCACUUGCACCCGAUCCACGAUUCCCAGUUGGCGCCAACGUUUUACUUUCUCUCUCAAUGGCAUUGGUUAUAGCUGCCGUGGCAUGGAUAUUGCAUCGACCAAUGAUUGGUGCUGGUCUAAUGUUUGCUGCCGCCUCGCCGUUUGUAUGGUUUGCCAGAGGCGUGGCCAAUUACCAAAGAGUCAAUUGA
Molecule: messenger RNA, 1128 nt
Organism: Musca vetustissima
Lineage: Eukaryota; Metazoa; Arthropoda; Insecta; Diptera; Muscidae
Product: transmembrane protein 43 homolog
Exons: 5
Coding region: 1-1128 (375 amino acids)
Biological process (GO): nuclear membrane organization
Cellular component (GO): nuclear inner membrane
Source: RefSeq, a predicted model, not a curated record